UAGAGAAAAACGCACAAACUCCACCAAGCAGGAGCAUGAUCAUAUAAAUUGCGACCGAACUUCUUCCACAUCCCACCACUCACCACUUUGUGAAAACACCAAAAACAGAGGACACAGAUAACACAAAAAAUACUUUUCCGAUCCGAUCUCCGCAACGCCUCCUUCGCUCGAAUCCGACUGUUAUAUGGAGUCUCGACGCCUCGAUCUCGGACCGAUGAGUUGAAAUGCAGCCAGCUGAUUCGUCGUCAUUGUCUCGCCCAGUGUUGAAUCCUUUCUCCUUCAAUGACGAUUUGAGCAGUGAGGGUUUCGGCGGCCCUAGGGUUUUGUUCUUCGCUUCGCUUUUUCUGUUCCAAGGAGGGGGAAUGGAUUUAUCCAAGGUUGGAGAGAAGAUUCUCAGCUCGGUCCGGUCCGCCCGAUCGCUCGGCAUUCUUUCUGCGCCGUCCGAUCGUCCUGAGGUUCCAGCUCGUGUUGCUGCUGCAGCAGCAGUUGCUCGUGCUAUUGCAUCAUUACCUCCUCAUCAGAGGCUAAUUCUCCCAUCAAGUUCUGAAGAAUUGAACUCAAUAUAUGGGAGCAGACCUCGUGGUCAAGUAGUAGAGGAGCUGGAGGAAGACUUCUAUGAAGAGGAGUUUGACCCAGUUAGGCAUGUAUUGGAGCAUGUUCCUCCUGAAGAAAGCGAUGUGGCAUAUUUUGAGAAACAGGCCACUCUUAGAUUAGCACAACUGGAUAGAAUAUCGGAACGUUUAUCGAUACACGUCAUGGAGCAUCAUGAAGAAAUGGUGAAGGGGAUGCAAUUGGUGAAAGAGUUGGAGAAAGACUUGAAGGUCGCAAAUGUCAUUUGCAUGAAUGGGCGAAGACACUUAACCUCAUCAAUGAAUGAGGUAUCAAGGGAUCUAAUUGUUACGUCUAAUUCCAAAAGGAAACAAGCUCUUCUGGACAUGCUUCCUAUAUUAACCGAGCUACGUCAUGCAUUGGAUAUGCAAGUGGCGCUUGAAUCCCAUGUUGAGGAUGGAAACUACUUCAAGGCAUUCCAAGUUCUACCUGAGUAUUUGCAGCUGUUAGAUAGUCUUUCAGAGCUUUCAGCAAUACAAGAGCUAAGCCGUGGUGUUGAGGUUUGGCUAGGGAAAACCCUUCAAAAGCUGGAUUCUCUUUUGCUAGGAGUAUGCCAAGAGUUCAAAGAUGAAGGUUAUAUAAAUGUUGUUGAUGCUUAUGCAUUAAUUGGGGAUGUUUCUGGUCUUGCUGAAAAGAUGCAGAGCUUCUUUAUGCAGGAAGUUCUCUCAGAAACCCACUCUGUAUUGAAGAAUAUUGUGCAAGAGGAUCAAGAAGCACACAUGCAAAGUAGUAGACUCACCUAUAGCGAUCUAUGCCUUCGGAUACCAGAAUCCAAGUUUAGGCUGUGUUUAUUAAAAACACUAGCUGGUCUUUUUAGGUUGAUGUCUUCAUAUUAUGCAAUCAUGAGCUUCCAGCUUGAGAACAAGGUUUUAGCAUGCCAAACUUCAAAUGUAAGCCAGAAGCGAAGUGACAUUGCUCCUUCAGGAGAUGAACAACAAAUUGAAUCAGUUACAAGAGAUUCUUGUAGAUCUAAAGCAGAUAACGAUUCUCUCAUGGAUUCUGUGGAUAGGAUGCCAAUUUCAUCUUCUGUAGAGGAGUCAAUGGCAACGACAGUAUCUUUUGCUGAUGCUCCUGGAAGUACCCUCUCUGUGUACAAAGAUUCCAAUGGUCCAGUUGAUGAGUCAAGGAACGAUGGGAGUGAGGCAUCAAGCAGUGGAUCUCCAUGGUAUCAGCUGCGGAAAGAUGCUAUAGCAUUUGUUUCACAAACCUUACAAAGAGGACGCAAGAACCUUUGGCAACUUACAACAAGUCGUGUAUCAGUUUUACUUUCUUCGGCUGCUGCUUGUUCAACAAGCAUCCACCAAUUCUUGAGGAAUUAUGAAGAUCUGAAUGUUUUCAUCUUGGCUGGGGAAGCUUUCUGUGGGGUUGAAGCAGUUGAGUUCAGGAUGAAGUUAAAGACUGGUUGUGAGAACUAUUUUGUUGCUUUCCAUCGGCAAAGCCUAUAUGCACUGAAAAUGGUUUUGGAAAAGGAGAAUUGGCAAAAUAUUCCACCAGACACAAUACAAGUAAUUAGUUUUGCUGGCCUUGUUGGUGAUGGAGCAGCCCUAAUUAUUUCAUCUGAUGGUAACUCAGCUAGCGCCCGAGUGCAUCAGUCCAACAAAUCAGCAGACUCAUUUGAAACUGGUGCCAAAAAGAGCGGUUUUUCUUGGUGGCUUAAAAAUGGAAACCCUUUUUUGCAAAAACUAACAUGUACUUCUAAAGAAUGGCCUAAUUCCCCCUUGGCUAAUGGGUCAACCUCUGAAGAGCCUGAUGGAAAAAUUACUGAAAAUUUUCAUGGUGAUAAGUUCUCCCCAAGAUAUGGUGUUGCAAAUGGAAACAAUUCUGUUUCAGAAGAUGAAAAUGAAGAUCUUUGGGCAGACUUCAUUGAUGAGGAUAGUCAACUUCCAAGUCGGCUUUCUAAACCCAACCUGCCAAGAAAUCACUCCUCAUAUUGGAAUGAUGAAGAGAGUGCAGGGCAGACAGGAUCUUCUCUUUGUCUUUUGAGGUUUAUGGACAAAUAUGCAAGGCUAAUGCAAAAAUUAGAAAUAGCAAAUGUUGAGUUUUUUAAGGGGAUAUGCCACUUGUUUGAGGUCUUCUUCCAUUUUGUGUUUGAGACAUUUGGUCAGCAGAACACUCAUCCUAGUGGAAAAGGAGCAACUGACUUCCUUAAUCAUCGGCUGAAGACUGCCUUGUCCAGAAUAACUCAAGAUUAUGAUCAGUGGAUAAAACCCCAAUUAGUCCCAUUUUCUUCCUCUUCAACAUCUUUGAAUGUGCCAUUUUCACAUAUGGAUGUGACACUGACUGGUCCACAUUCUACAAAUUUUGUUCACUCGUCAAACACAUCUUUUGGCCUAAAGGAAAGAUGUGCUGGCGUUGACACUAUAUCUCUUGUUGCUCGAAUAUUGCAUAGAUCUAAAGCUCAUCUUCAAUCGAUGCUUCUACAAAAUAAUGCAGCUAUAGUUGAAGAUUUCUAUGCACAUUUGGUGGAUGCUGUACCAGAUCUCACAGAGCAUAUUCAUAGGACAACUGCUAGAUUACUUCUUCAUAUUAACGGGUAUGUUGAUAGGAUUGCUAAUGCUAAAUGGGAAGUAAAAGAGCUUGGACUGGAGCAUAACGGGUAUGUUGAUUUGUUGUUGGGAGAAUUUAAGCAUUAUAGAACAAGGCUUGCUCAUGGAGGAAUUCAUAAGGAGGUUCAAGACCUCCUCCUAGAAUAUGGACUUGAAAAUGUUGCUGAGACUCUCAUUGAAGGUCUAUCGCGGGUGAAAAAGUGUACUGAUGAAGGACGGGCUCUUAUGUCAUUAGAUCUUCAGGUUUUAAUCAAUGGCCUUCAACACUUUGUCUCUGCAAAUGUGAAGCCGAAGUUGCAAAUAGUUGAAAUUUUCAUCAAGGCAUACUAUCUUCCAGAAACUGAAUAUGUUCACUGGGCACGGGCUCAUCCGGAAUACAGUAAAAAUCAAAUAGUGGGGCUGAUCAACCUCGUAGCUACAGUGAGAGGUUGGAAGAGAAAAACCAGGUUGGAAGUACUAGAAAAGAUCGAGUGAACCGGAAUUUAGCUUCCAUCAACACCAUAUAAAGGCCCAAGUAGAUAAGAUCUGCCGUUUUCCUAAUUAUUGGGUGAUAGAAUCUUGCAUUUUGGUAAUUAAUUUGUUCUUUUUGUGUGAGUUCUGUAUAUUUGGAUAGUGUCUCUCAUCUCCCUUAUUAUUAUGUAGAGUGAACAUUUCGAGGUUGUAAAUCUUGUGACAUCUCAAUUUGUAAUAUAUGAUCUUCCCUUGAAGGGAACCCCAAAAUGUAAUUUUGGAUCACAUUAUACGUGAAAUAAUGAGGUUACAUUAAAAGAGUAAAAUUUCAAUUC
Molecule: messenger RNA, 3940 nt
Organism: Vitis vinifera (wine grape)
Lineage: Eukaryota; Viridiplantae; Streptophyta; Magnoliopsida; Vitales; Vitaceae
Exons: 25
Coding region: 225-3629 (1134 amino acids)
Biological process (GO): endocytic recycling; retrograde transport, endosome to Golgi
Cellular component (GO): EARP complex
Molecular function (GO): SNARE binding
Source: RefSeq, a predicted model, not a curated record